CAGACACAUCUUCAACUUUGACGUGAAGACAAGACCAGUCAUGAUCACGCUCUCCUUCCUGCUCUUCGCAGCUCUUUGCUUGGACGCAUUUAAGGUAGCAAAGGAGGUUUACUAUCAAGAUGAGAAGAUGAGCUGGACCGAGGCGAGGCUGUACUGCCAGAAGUACCACAUUGACUUGGUUACUUCUAAGGUAGUUGAAAAAGGGAAGCUGAUUACAUUUAUGAAGAACAAUGCUGUCGAACAAGUCUGGGUCGGUCUGCUCAGAGACCCUGAGAAAGACUCAGUCUGGAAGUGGAUAGAUGUAAAACGUGGAGACGGGUUUAUAGUAGUCAAUCCUUCAAAGAACUGUGGCGAUGGAGAGCAGAACCGUCACUGUGCACUUGUGUCAGAUGAUGAUUUAAAGUGGUACAGUGAGAGGUGCUCAAAUAAACAUGAUUUCUACUGCUCAGUACAGAACAACAUUCAACAUCACAACACAACCCUCACCUGGGACGAUGCUUCUCAGUACUGCAGGAAUAAUAUGAGUGACCUCGCCACCGUAACCAGCACAAACACAGAUCAACUAGAGGACGCUGGCUGGAUCGGACUGCACCAAGAGGCUGAUGAGACCUGGAAAUGGAUCGGCGAUUGGCCUUCUGACUACAGCAACUGGGCACAGGGACAGCCGCUCAGCGUAGACUGUGGCUAUUUUAAUUCUACCAAUAAAAAGUGGUCCAGCAAAGUGUGCUCCGAAGAGCUCGAGUUUUUCUGCUACGGUGGCGGCCUGGUGGUGGUGAACGAGAACAAGACAUGGGAGGACGCCCGGAGUCACUGCUGGAUGAUGGUCACCCCAUGUGAGCUGAACUGGACCUGCAGGUACCACCAUGAGCUCCUGAGCCUGGAACAGUUGUCUGACUACGACUAUGUCAGAGACAAGAUCUACAGCGCCACGACCGAUGAGGUUUGGACGGGCCUGCGCUUCCUGGGAGGAGAGUGGUGGUGGAUGGAUGGAAAGACGCCGCAGGACCACGGGGAGCUGCCAGACUGUCCGUCCCACUGGAGACACUGUGGGACGCUGUCCAAGAACGACACAAACAACUGGAUCACCAGGAACUGCUCUGAGAGAAGAAACUUCAUCUGCUCCAGACGUAAAGUCUGGUAUAAUUAGUCAUGUUUCAGAGCUUCUCAAUGCUCGAUCAUUAAUGCCUGAUCUGUCUGGUUCACAUACUAUAUUCUAUAGUGAUAAUACAAUAUAAUAAAUAUAUACGAGUGUGAAAGAAUAUUACCACACAGAGGGACUGAGGAUGUUCUUUGACUCUCUUUCACCUUUAUCAAAAAUAGAUGUUUUGUCGUAAAAAAAACAAAAACAAAACCUUCUUCCUCUUGUACUUGUGUGUGACGGUUCACACAUUUAAUGCUUGUGUAAUCUGUACUGAAGAAAUUCAAAUGGACAAGACGUAUCAAUGCAAAGUACUUUACACUACUUUGCAUUUAAACUCUCAUCAUUAACAUGAUUUGCUCCAGCUGGAUUCCUUCAGUAAGUCCCUAAAUGCUGUAAAUAAAACACCAUCUUUGCCUCAUGUCAUGUAUGUAACGUUCAAGAAGAUUAAAAUUUUGCUAGAAGAGUAAAGCUAUGAGUAUUAUAAAAGUUAAUGUGUCAACAGUGUUAGAUCUUUGUGGCUGACAGACUUAUGAAGGUUAUCAGCAGUCUUUGAGUCCUUUCAGUUCAACAACCACAUGAAAAAAACAUGUGAAGAUGCAAACAUUUGAAAAUUUAAUCCUCUGUAAAUAUGAAUGAACAUCCAGUUUUCUAAAGAAACAAACACAUUUUCAUUAGUUGGAUAUUCAGUUAACAUGAAUAGUGCACUUUUCUGACUUUAAUUUUGAGGAAUAUGAUGCUUACUGUAAUGCAACGUUAGCAAGAAAAGAAAAACAGCAUUCUUUUUAUACCACUUAAAGUACUGUUUGAGUGGUUAUAAGCAUU
Sebastes umbrosus (honeycomb rockfish) is the source of this 1963-nucleotide messenger RNA. Its product is annotated as macrophage mannose receptor 1-like. Lineage: Eukaryota; Metazoa; Chordata; Actinopteri; Perciformes; Sebastidae. The record is from RefSeq and is a predicted model, not a curated record. The transcript is spliced from 3 exons. Bases 41 to 1147 code for a protein of 368 amino acids.